Messenger RNA from Cheilinus undulatus (humphead wrasse), 10591 nucleotides. RefSeq names its product shroom family member 3 (gene shroom3). The record is from RefSeq and is a predicted model, not a curated record. The coding region runs from base 536 to 6733 and encodes 2065 amino acids. NCBI's taxonomy places the organism in Eukaryota, Metazoa, Chordata, Actinopteri, Labriformes, Labridae. Gene Ontology annotation, cellular component: apical plasma membrane; apical junction complex; cortical actin cytoskeleton. The transcript is spliced from 26 exons. Gene Ontology annotation, biological process: actin filament organization. Gene Ontology annotation, molecular function: actin filament binding.
CUCGCGUCUCUCUCACCUCUCGUCCUCCACUCACUCGCUCACCCUCUCUCUCUCUCUCUCUCUCUCCUUUCUUCUCGCUCACUGAGUCGCAGUAAAUCCUAUUGUGAUGCUAAACUGAUUUUCGGAAGAGAGAUAGAGAGAGACAGAGAAGGAGAGACACGGAGAGGGGAGGUUUGGGUUUCUGUGUGAUCUGAUCUGAUCUGACUGUGGUUGAUUUGGAAGUUUUGAACAUUUCCUCCUCUCUUUGUAACUUUUUAACCUCCUUUAAAGUCCAGUUUCGGCUGUUUUUGGAGUCACUCCCCUCGUGGAUCAGCCUCUCUCUGCGCGUCAGGAAUGCACUUUGCAGGAAACGCAGCUCGGUGCUCGGACACUUUCUUUCCCUUUUGUCGUAUUAACGAGGAUUAAUCAAUGAAUGGAUUAAUGAAUCAAUGAACUGAGGCUAUGAGCUCGUAGAGGAGUCACCGGUAACGACAGUCCGCCGGGCUGCACGGGGCUGAGGACAGAGCAGCCCGCAGACAGCGCUCCCUAGCCCGGCAUGGAGAGCAGCGCUGGCCGGGCGGGAGGAGGAGGAGGAGGAGGAGGCAGCUGGGUGCUGGUGGAGGCCCUGCUGCAGGGAGGAGCACCGUGGGGCUUCACCCUGCAGGGCGGCCUGGAGCACGGAGAGCCGCUCAUCAUCUCCAAGGUGGAGGAGGGUGGUAAGGCGGACAGUUUGGACCAACCCCUGCUGGUUGGAGAUGAGAUAGUCGUCAUUAACGAGGUGGAGCUGACUGGAUACAGACAGGAAGCCAUCGCUCUGGUUAAAGGAUCGUACAAGACGCUGCAGCUCACCGUCCGCAGAGAGUUGGAUCCAGGAUACAUUGAGGAGUUUGACACUCCAUGUUCAUCUCCUCCUGCUCUCCCUCCUCCUUCUCCACCUCCUCUGUCGUCCCAUCCUCGCCCGUCAACGCCACAACAGCGACAACAAACGGCAUCACCAUCACCGUCCCAUCACAGCAGGGCAUGUUCAGCAGGAGGAGUUCAGCUACGUAUCAAGAACAGGCACCGUGAGCCGGCGUCCCGUCCUCACUCAUGGCACUCAACAAAGCUCGGUGACGUACAGCAGGAUCUGGACCAGGGAGGGAUGGACACGAUGAGCAGCGCCUGGCACCACGGCUACCACGCCAGUGCCUCGACAACUGACCUGUCUGGUGGGUUCGACUCUGGCGGUGGCUACUUGAGGAAGAGUCCAGACCAGUACAGCUCCAGAGGCAGCAUGGAGAGCCUCGAUCCUCCUCAGUCGUCCCACCUCCACUCUGGAGCUCAACAACACCACCAUCAUACCAACAGUGGACCCCACCCAGCCUACUCCUCCUGCCAACAGCUGUCAUCUGCCAGGUCCUCCAACAGCAUCGACCACCUCCACAACAAACGGGACUCUGCCUACUCCUCGUUCUCCAACAGCUCCAGUAUCCCUGACUACCUUGCCUCGACGCCCUCCUUCAGCCCGGAGCGUUCAUAUUCGCUGGAGACGGUCCCUCAGAGAGGAGGAGGGAGUGGAGAGUUACAACAGGCUGACAUGCGUUACGUCCGGACAGUUUACGACGCCCAACAGGGGUUAUCUCAAGAACACGAGCUGGGCUCAUCGUCUGCUGCUUUGCUACGCAGCAGCGACUCCAGAGGCAGUGGAGGAACGAGAGCAGGACCUAGCCGAGAUGUUCAAGCUUCAGUAGGUGGUGUUUGUUACCGCGUAAGCAGCAGUGGCAGCAGCAGUGGUGGUGCACCUGCUUCAAACAGACACAGUGUUGGCCCGAUAUGGGUCCCAGCAACCAGCCGCAGCUCCUAUGAGAGCCUGAAGGGGGCACCAGCUCCACCAAGGCGCAGCGACAGCUACGCAGCCAUCAGGAACCAUGAGAGGCCAAACUCUUGGUCCAGUCUGGAUCAUGCCAGGUCACUACGGUCUCUGCAGAAAGGUUCCUGGCAUCACUCCAGUGGUCCUGUGGCUUCAGGUGCAGCUAAAGGCUUGUACAGCGCUGAGGGCCAGCUCCACACAGUCAUAGAGAAGAGUCCAGAGAGCAGUCCAACCACAAAACCCCGACAGGGUGGAGGCUUUCCACAGCCUCCUUCCCCUACAGGACCCGCCCCCCAGUCUGGUAGGUUAAUUCUACCCACUGGCAUGUACCCCGUCCCCCAGCCUGAGCCCCAAUUUGCACAGAUGCCCAGCACCAGUCCAGGACCUGCCUCCUCUGGAGUCUAUCCUGCCCUGACCAAGGAGAACAGCCGGCAACAACACCAGGGGCUGGAAGGUGCCGGAAGGAGACAUGAUGCAGUGACCGAUGGGCAGAGCGAAAGAAGGAUGUCAGCAACAGAAAAUGGAUACCAAAAUAGCACUUCAUCUUCACCAUACCCCUACUCCUCUUCACAGUUUAGAGCUCUACCACAUGAAGACAUCAGGCCUCAAAAAGAAGAGUCUUACUAUGAACACAACAAACCCAAUCCCCUAACUGCUGGAGGUGGAUCAAAGAGCCAGCCAGGGGCAAAAAGACCCCAAAAUCACCAGGGACAUAACAGUCAGGGCUUCCAAGAGUCCCAUAUUCAUCCUAGCCAGGGAUCCCAUGGCCAAGUGUUCCAGGAACCCCACAAAGAAUUUUAUAUUCCCAACAUCCAGUCCACCCAACAAGAAGUCAGACCUUCUUCUUCACAAGACUGGAGGGAACCAUCCUCAUCGGUUCAUUUGAGGGGAGAAAGGAGCAGAUCAAUGGACCAGACCAGCAUUCCUUCAGAGCCGGUGGCAUCGCCCAAACUUGCCCAGGGUCAGGUGCCCCCCACACCCUUGCCUGUCCACCCUCAGCCCCAGCCCCAGGCUCCAACCACCCCUGCCUCCCACCCUUCCCCCCGCCACCUCAGUGACUCAGCAGCUCUGCAGUACCAUCAUCAUUGGGAGCAGGACAAAGACCGAGAACACCCGCUGACCCGCCUGGAGAUCGCCCUUGCCGAAGUCCAACGAUGUACCACCCCGGACAGUGUUUUCUCUGUCAGCAGCCAUGGCAACAGUAACUUUGGAGAAGACAGCCAGGGACCUACUCGCAGCCUCUCUGUGCUGGAGAAAGUCAGUCGUUUUGAGCGUCGGGAACGUGCCGGAAAGCAGCGUAGUCAAAGCACCACCACACCACAUAGAGCCAGCCCACUGAGGUUGAGUGAAAAAGGUCGCAGCACCGCCUGUGGAGCAGAAGAUCUCAGAAACAUGCUGGAGAGAAGCAGCAGCAAAGCCCACCGAACAAUGAGCUACAGAGGAGGCAGCAAUGAACAAAUGAAACAAAGGACCCCAACAGAUCCCAACGCAGCCCUCCAGAGAAGUCGCAGCAGCUUUCAUCUUAAUGAAUCCAGGGAGGGAAACAGCAGUAGAGACUUACCCUGGAGACAGGAAAUCCAUCAGUUGAUGGGCUCAGUGCAGGACACUUCCCCCAACAGAUCUUACAGGGACUCCUUGAUAGACGCCCAGUCUAAGGUCCUUAGGUCCACCUCUUUCAGACGGAGAGACCUGAGCUCCUCCAUCAGCCCUCCACCUCCUGCAGCUUCACCUCCCAUGUUGUCCUCCAGCAGCCAUCAGCCUUCACCCGUCUCUGCUAAAUUCCAAUCCCCGGAGAAAAAGGGCCCUAAGACGAUGCCAAAACCACAGGGCGUCAUCAUCCCAACCCAGUCAUCGCCUCCUAUCACCUCCCCUCAUACCCCGAAGGAGCGAUAUGUGGUCAGCCCAGAUGUUCGAGGUCCAAGCCCACCACCCCUCCCUAGUGUCCCACCUGUCGGACCUCCUGCUCUGCUACGGAUCUGCGGUCGCAAGCGCCUAGCAGCGGACCAGAAGAAGCGGUCAUACUCAGAGCCCGAGAACAUGAAUGAGGUUGGAGUUUCAGAUCCGGAGACUACUGCCCUCUUCAGGCGUGGAGGAGAAACCAGCGUUGCUGAUCGGCGGAAGAUGUUUGAACAAAAUGCUUCAUCAAGAACAGACCUACGUCAGCUUCAACAUGACGCUCUUGCUGAGUACAUACAGAGGAAAAGAGGUGGGAAAAGAGACAAAGGAGGGCAAAAGAGUGGACAGAGGCCUCGCAGCGCUUUUCUACAGGCUGAAAACAGCCACCCUCCAGUGUCAUCCUGUCACUCAGACACCCUCAGCCUCUCCUCCGCCUCCAGCCUGCUCUCCCUCCAGGAGUCCAGCUUCUCCUCUGAAGGGAGGAGUCUCUGCUCCAGCGUCCCUCCAGGGACAGACCUGAGGAGUCUCCAGUCCAACCUGUUCUAUCCAGGCAGGGUGACGUCACCGAGGCCUCCAGCUCAUCCACCACCAGGUGGCUCUCCUCCUCGGCUCCAGGCACAGAGCCUCCAGGAUCUCACCCCUGAGUCCGGGUUCAGCAGGCAGAGUCAGUCAUCCCUCAGAGAUCUCGCUCGCAUCCACCAGAAUCAGACAACAGAGCCUCAAGUUAACCUGGGACUGUCCAAGCAGCUGAACGGGGCUCUACAGAGAGCUGGAUCAGCUCGGGGGUCAGGGAAGUCGGCUUCCGCAGAAGAUCUCCUGGAGAGAACCGAGGAGAAACCAGUCUCUCCUCAACACUACAGAUCACGCUCCUCACCCAUAGUGGAGAGACUCAACCAGGAUCUUCCUCCAGGUGACGUCGGAGUGUUCGAUGUCUUCAUCUCUGAACCCAGACGCUGCUCGCUGGCUGCUGACAGGUCGAUCUCACCUGUAAUCACACCAUCUGAUAAUGCACGUGAAAAUGUCUUUCAUCGACCGACAGACAUCCAGAUAUCAGAAGGCCUUGUCUCUGCUCAACAGUCCAACAAUCUGAACACCGUCCAGCCUGCAGGUCCAUUUAAAGACCCCGGCUUCUCUCACACUCCCGUCACUCGUAGAGAGCGUCAGAGAAAUGGCGAACGACAACGAGCCAACAGCACCUCCACCUUGGCAGCGUCUGUUGGCCUUCCCUGCCCCUUCUCUCCACCUGGGCCCAAAGAUGGAGGCAGCACUGAAUGGCAUGCUAAUGAGAGACUAAGCCAAGCCAACCUGGACUCCAUCACCUUCCCCGGAUUAACACAAACCGACACAGAGGAUGCUGUAACCUCUCCUAGCUACAAUGAAACCUCAGCGAUGGACAGACAAAUGAGACACAGCCUGGGUGAUGCCAGCAAUUUAGAUGACACCACAAAGGACGUUUACAGAGAGAGAACGUUCAGUUUGGACAUGAGAAGAGGACAAUCUGCUGAAAAUGCAUCUGUGACGUCAACACUUGUGACAGAUUUCCAGACUCCAGCUCCACCAAACAAAAGGGAGAACACGCCGUCUCCUCCCUUGUCCUAUCAACAGCGUCUGUCCUCGCUCCGUAUCUCUGAGUCGAACCUUAUCAGCAGCCCCACUGAGUGGCAUCCUCCUCUAAAAGCAGGCCUUUCUCAGGAGGAGUAUGAUGAAGUUUUCCUCCAGAAUCCUAAAAAUCCUCUCAAAGAGACGACCAUCGAGGAUGACUUCCCUCCUCCGCCGCCUCCUGUUGAAUUGGAGCAAGAAGUUGAGCAGACUCAGGAGAGACCUACCCUCGAGGUCUUAAACAACUCCAUCAUCCCCAACAGGAAGUCGAGCCUCCCCUCCCCUCCAACGUCACCUUCCUCCACUGCCUUCCCUCCACCUGUGCUCAGUCACCUUCCUACUCCGAAGCCCACCAGUAUCACCCCCAUCACCACUUCCACUCCAUCAGAGGAAAGCUUUGGUCUGGAGUAUCAGCCGCUACCCAAGAGAGAGAAGACGUCUGAGGAGCAGAGAGUAGAGGAGCUGGCCCGACAACUGAUGUUGCAGGAUGGCUCUCUGGUGCCCCUUCUGGACACAUGGGGAGGUAAAUCCACCGUGGAGCUCAUGGAAGACAUCUUUCCAAACAGCAAAGUGGGUGGGAAAUCUCCCUGGCAACGUAGAGGCAGCAGCCGAUUGGAUGAAAGGAUCCAAGAUGGCGUCUGUGAUCUCACUCAGAGCACCACAACAGAUGGAAGGAAGGAGACCAAUCUGGACGAGGAAGAGAAAGACCUCAACACCAGGAAGGUGGAGCUGUGUGAAGCUCUGAGGAGCAGUGUGGCGGCUCUACGGCGAGAGAAGGAGGCGCUGAGUGAAGAGCAGAGGCGCCACCAGUCGCUUGGUGCGAGCAUCGAGACGUUAGUGCAAGAACACCUCAAACCCAAUGAGAGGGAUAAGUACAGCAUGUUCAUCGGAGAUCUGGACAGGAUCGUGAACCUGCUGCUGUCUCUUUGCAGCCGGCUGUCGAGGAUCGACCGAUCUUUGCUCGCUCUGGAGAGAGACGAUCUGACGCAGGAAGGAGUGGCUGAGGAGAGGGACUCCCUCCAUCACAAGCGCUCCCUCCUCCUCUGCCAGACCGAAGACGCCCGCGAGCUCAAGGAGAACCUGGACCGGCGGCAGCGAGUCGUCCACGCCAUCCUGUCUGGCUACCUCACCGAUCCGCAGCUGCAGGACUACCGCCACUUCGUCAGCACCAAACCCUCCCUUCUGAUUCACCAGCGGCAGCUCGAUGACCUCAUACGGCAGGGGGAGGAGCAGCUGACGCGACUGGCCGAGAGCCUGCCGCAGGAAGUGGCGGAGGCUCACGGCUGGUCCAGAGGAUUUCCAUUCCUGUCGUCAAGCCCCGCCCACUGCUCUUCACCUAUUCCUACGCUGCUCCCGCCCUCUGCGACUCCGGCUCACUCUGUCAGGUCUACGACGGUGACAUCACUGUGAUGUCAGGGAAAGACAAACAGCUCCUUUAAGAUUUUAAAUGAAGGAUUGAUGUUUCUGAACGCAGCUCUGAUCACACUGAAAUACCUAUGCAGACAUGAAGAAGAACCUUUAAUGUGCCUCGAUUUAUUUACAUCUGACUUUAUGUUACACGUCUGUUUGCCUCAACAUCAACAACCGCCGCUGUGUGGACUCAACUCACUGCCAACAUCUCUGCCAACCCUCAUUCUCUGUUUAAAGAUCAUUCUAAAAGGCCAUCAGGUGUUUUUUAGCUAACAAGAUCAUUAUCAGAUAAUUCAAAGGUCAUUUUUCCAGCUAUUAUUCACACUGUCUUUUUUUAUAAUCAUGAUAUGUUUGGGUUUGAUAUUUAUAUAAUGUCUAAAACAUCAUACAGUCAAGAUAAAAGCAGGAUUUAAAGCUGUAAAGGUCAAAUCAGCUUUAAUGUAUGAAUUUAAGGUUAUUUUUCAAAGUUCUUACUACUUUGGACUUAUAAACGGUAAUUCAGGUAUAUUAUCAAACUUCGUCCAAGUUAUUUGUUUUGCAUAUUUGGGCUCUUGUUGAUCAAUAGGGACAAAAAGGUUAAGAAUUGCUUCACUAAGCUGCUUAAACCUGCAGAAGAACUGCUGCAACAAAAUCUUAAUGGCAAAAUGUGUUCACUUAAGCACCAACUUGAAAAAGUCCUCUCUGAAUGAAGGAAAACCACAACAGUCACAUUGUCGUCAUGCAUAAGUGUGCCACACAUGGAUUUAAAAAAAGCAGCUGGGAGCCUCAGACUGAUGUAACUCCUGGUUAUGGCUUAGCAAUAGCUAUGUCAAAGUAUCAAUUACUGACACAUUUAUAUAAAGUCACAGAGGUGGAAUUGUUUUCUGAUCUCUGGAAAGUUUAUGUGGCAUAAAAACUGCAGCACACUUCCAUCAACUCUUUCAGACAGUAGACUUAUCUUUACCAUAAUCAAUGCAGUGCUGUUAACAACAUAGUCAUUAGAUGCUUUAGACCAAUUUGCAUGAAAAGGGUAUUUUUCCCAAAAUACUGCAUAAUGGCUCAGUGUCUCUGCGUGCUGGUGCAUAUUUGUAGUAUAACAUAAUAAGGGGAGCAUCAGCGCUGUGCCUUUGAAUUUUGACUUGCACAAGCUCCAUGGUCCAUUGUGGGCAAUAUUUUGAUAUCUUGCUGCAGGCCAGUUAAAAAUGGAUUGCAGGGCCCCGUAGUUUGGACAUACCUGCCCUAUAACAAAAUUUAAAGCCACAGAAACACAAAAACAAACCAAACAAUUAAAGUGUAAGCCUAUUUUCUGGUAAAAUUAGAUCUGGUUUUGCUUGGUUGGUGGAGUAGUCGUCAAUGUGCAAGGGCUGCACAGCUCAGUACAAGGGCUGCAAGUUGGGGUCCAGUCCUAGCACUGUUUGGUGCAGGUCUUCCCCAAGUCUCUCCCCAGAUUUCCUAUCUCUGUUAAGCUAUCCUUUCAAAUACACCACCCAGCUGAAAAUUUGGAUUUCUGUCAGUGGAAAUGGUGGCUUUGACAAGAUCUUUAGACUUUCUAAUUCAGGAAAAGCGACUUUUUUAACAGUGAGUCUUUAGUGUGUAGGGAUCCUUACUGUAAUGUUGCUGCACACUAAAAAAACAAACAAAAAAAAACUGACAAUCUGUUGAGAUCAAAACCUUGAAUUUCUUGUGAACACAUUUGCCCUGAGGAUGACAUUGAAGCCAUGGCAGUUCUAUCAGCUCUGGACAAAAGCAACCUAAUGAAGCAAUUAUAAAACUUUUUAUAUUCAUGAGUCAUUUAGACCCAAGUAUAGAAAAAAAAAAUACAAGCACAUAAAAAAAAAAAUAAAUAAAAGAAAUAUCUCCUUUGACCUUUAAUAACCCUCAUGGUGCUUUCAGGGCCCUCAAACAUUCAGACUCCCCUCAAAGGUUGCCUUGUUUUAUAAUGAAUUAUGCAGGUGUUUUAACUCUAAAAUCCACGUACUCUUAUUUUCAAAGUUCUUUUGUAUUAUUUCUAAAUUUAAGAGAAGUCCUGCUCGCCUUCGCACAUGUACAGUGAAUUUUUAAAAACACCAAAAUGUGGAGGGAUGCCGUUUAGAAAGACGGAGAGAUAAACAUAAACGGAGAGUAUAAAUGAAGGGUUAACUGUUCUUGUUUUUAUUCACUGUCACAUAAUACUGUAACACUACUACUGUCACUACUGUCUGGAGCACUUUUAGAGUAUUUUAACUACUGUUUGCAGCAGAAUUUACACUGAAUCAUCCCCAUAUUUCUCACUGUGCCUCAAUGAGUAGAUGUGUUGAAACAUUUGAAGCUGAAAUUUUAAAAAUUGAGAUCCCAAAGAUUUCCCCUUUACAAACAUGAACUCUAUUCAUGUUCUGAUUUGAGUUUUUUUGGUCCAAAAUCAGAUUUUUUUUUUUUACCUCUUAAUGAAAAUUCAUUGCAAAUUAUCUCAGUAUUUCAGGUCUAAGGAGGUUAAGAUAGAGAUCAACUUUACAACAUAGCAGAAAUAGAUGCCCUGAAACCUGUUCCCACAGGCCCAGGUCAUCAAGUUGAAUAAAAAUUAAUUAAAUUAAAUUUAAUGUCCAGAACAUCAAGAAAAGCAGCAAAUUGUUACAACCAAAAGCCAAUUAAUUUAUAUAUUGUAAAAUGAUAAGGAGAAGUUUUAAAAUGAAAACUAAUGUAAAUAAGGAAUCAAAUUUUGAUAAGUGUCCUGUAAAUCACAUAAUUUAUGAAUUUCUUUUUUCUUUGGUUUAAACACAUUUUUAAGAUUCAAGAGCAAAAUGUUCAACAUGUUAGAGAAUGAUCUCCAUCUCAUGCUAUUUUUGCAAACAGAAAGUUAAGACAAGAAGUCAAAAGAACAGAAUGGAGUUAAAUAAAAGAUAUGUAAGCUUGUCCUCUUAGGGCUUCCAUAGUUUGGGUUUAUUAGAGAGACAAGUAAUAAAAGGAAUGAUGAAAAUGUAAGCUUUAGAGGCUGAAAUUUCCGGACUUUUUAUCCCUUGUUUGAUCCCUCCACAAACACACACACUACAACUCCCAUAAUCCUACUUGAUAACUACUUUUUAUUAGACAUUCUUUAUCAACAUUUUAAAACCCCUUUGCAUUAGUUUAUUGUUCAGGUUUUUGUUUUUUGAAUUCUCGAUGCUGAUCACUGCUGACGUCAAUGUGGUGAAAAUGUUUUUUUCACCUUUUUAACCUGUUUUACACCAUUCACAUGGAUCUGGAAGUAUUUUUACUACCGUCAUGAAAAGGUAACAUUAACAAAAGUUUCUGUGGUGCAACCAUGAAGUAUUUAUUUAUGUAGAAGUAAUGAAUGUGGCAGAUUUGAUCUGUGAAGUAAACGAAGAUGAGGUGCAAUAAUCAGCAGAAAAAAAACAAUAAAUCACUGUCUCUUACUUCACUAUCACUCAUAAUAAUCUCAAUAUGAAGUGCAGAAGCAUCAGUAUGAUAGAACUAUUUACAUCAAACUAUUUUGUGUCAUUUAUUUGGGGACUCCAAACAGCACAAGAAGAAACAGAUCCACAUAUCCAUAUCUAACUUUUAAUGAAAGGAGUUUUCACACAGCUGAAGUGCUUAUCAUUGUGUUUUUACACUUUUUCAUUUUUCACCUUCAUUUCCUGUUUGUUUUAGUUUAAAGAGCACAUUUGACAUAAAUAUUCCCAUAUUCUGUAUACAUUAAACUGUCUUAUGCUCUUAUCCAUUACUCAGAUUUUACUGUUGAUUAUUGUUUGUAUUUGCUCUUUUGAUUUUCAGAGGCACAGCAGAUUAUCUGAGGUGUGUUUUGGUUUGUUAUUAAACGAUAUUCAAAGUUCACUUUAUGAAAGAAGGACUAUUGAGAAACAACUCUUGUGUUUUUUGCAAAAUAAAUGAAUAUUUUGUAAAGGA